CGGGACAGUCCAAAGUGUAGAAGCUAUCGAAAUGAAGUCUUACGUGGCCGUUUUGGUAUCUAUUUUGUUCAGCGUCUUCCACGUGGAAGCAACGGCUACACUCCAUAAUAACUCGUUUGAUGCUAUCAGAGGCUGCCGGCAGUACGAUAAUGUACAGGAUUACGAUGGGCCUGUCCAAUAUUUGCCCGUUUCUAGCCUCCGUAACGUGGGCAUCAAAAGUAACUCGAUUUCCUUCAAAGUCGGUAUCGUGGGACCCAACGAUGGGAUCAUACGGUACGGUCCUUCGCAGUAUCCAUUCGAACGGGAUGUUAUUGAAAUUGUAAUAUCGGGAUGGGCCAACACGAAAAGCGUUGGCAGACGGCAGCGCAGGAACACGGCAAACAAGGCAAAUACGGUGCAGCUGGGUGAGGUACUUACUCGAGGACUUUUGUCCCAGUUCCGGCCCACCAUGAUCACAGUGGAGGUGUUUGCGAACGGGCUGGUGCGUGUCUCGAAGGACAACGAAAAGGAAGCAUUCCUUCAGUUUGGAGAUGAUCACCAUGUAGCACCCCUGUUCUUGGGAUUCACCAGAUGGGAUCGCGAUUUGAUUGUCUUCUACGACUGCCCGCUGUAGAGACCGGUAUCAGUUUAUUCGGAUUGUAGGCGAUCCAAUGCUUGUGAGUUUCCUGUAAAACUAUCUUGGUGAUUUAAUAAAGUAUUUUACU
Messenger RNA from Anopheles bellator, 704 nucleotides. RefSeq lists its product as uncharacterized. The coding region runs from base 32 to 613 and encodes 193 amino acids. The transcript has 3 exons. The record is from RefSeq and is a predicted model, not a curated record. NCBI's taxonomy places the organism in Eukaryota, Metazoa, Arthropoda, Insecta, Diptera, Culicidae.